GCGGUUUACGGCUGUUUUCUUCCCGCAGGCUGACAGCCGACGGCAAAGCAGCUUCUCCGAGUCGCACGGAGGGCUGCAGUGAGUUCCGUCUCUCCUUUCUGUUGUCUUGCAGCACGUGCGGGGUGUUCUGAGUGCCGCCGCUGCCUUCGAGUGUCCCCGUCCUCGAAGGCGCCGGCAGUGCGUGGGAGCGCCUCCCGAGCUGCGCGCACCCCGGGGCUUCCACUUCCUGGAGCUCCGGCGCCCUCCUGUCCUGUCAUUGCCAGUCCCGCUCCAUCGUUUUGCCGUUCUGCAGGAGAUUGCUGCGUGCUGUAAAUCUUCUCAUCCACUGUGAGGAGUCAGUCAACAGUGCCCAUUUGUGGAGGACUAGACAUCUUGGGGGCUGUUCAGUUCAGAUGCCUUACCUCUAGUACAUCCUCAAACCAGGGUCUUAUGGAGGAAAUAUCACUGAAGGAUUGUCCUCUUCUGAUGAUCUUUCUUGGGCAUCCGGUAACCUCAUGGUUUUACCUGCUUGCUGCUGAAGUUGUAUUUGCAGUUUGCUCUGUCUGCUGUGCUUCACACAAGACUUUCAUGGAUCUCAACAGUGCAAGCAGUAUUGUUUUGCAAGUCUUGACCCAAGCUACUAGUCAAGAUACUGCAGUGCUGAAGCCAGCUGAAGAACAACUGAAACAGUGGGAGACACAGCCAGGCUUUUACUCUGUUUUGUUGAACAUUUUUACAAAUCAUGCCCUGGAUGUGAAUGUCAGAUGGUUAGCUGUGUUGUAUUUUAAAAAUGGAAUUGAUCGCUACUGGAGACGAGUUGCACCACAUGCUCUUUCUGAAGAAGAAAAAACAACGUUGCGUGCUGGACUUAUUGCCAACUUUAAUGAACCAGUGAAUCAGAUAGCAACUCAGAUCUCUGUACUGAUAGCUAAAGUUGCCAGGGUGGACUGCCCAAGGCAAUGGCCGGAACUUAUACCUACACUUCUAGAAUCUGUGAAAGUCCAAGAUGAUCUUCGACAGCACAGAGCAUUACUUACAUUUUAUCAUGUUACGAAGACCCUGGCAUCCAAGCGACUUGCUGCAGACAGGAAACUUUUCUAUGAUCUUGCAUCUGGAAUCUAUAGCUUUGCAUGUUCCUUGUGGAAUCAUCAUACAGACACAUUCCUACAACAGGCUUGCACAGGGAAUGAAGCUGCUGCCUCAAAUUCAUUAGAAAGAACUUUGUUGUCAUUGAAAGUGCUUCGUAAACUAACAGUCCAUGGAUUUGUAGAACCUCAUCGAAGUGUAGAGGUGAUGGUAAGGAACAUUCAUCUGUUUCUAUACUUACAUUAGAAAUCUUCAGUUACU
Messenger RNA from Meleagris gallopavo (turkey), 1326 nucleotides. The record is from RefSeq and is a predicted model, not a curated record. Lineage: Eukaryota; Metazoa; Chordata; Aves; Galliformes; Phasianidae.